Messenger RNA from Cygnus atratus (black swan), 2618 nucleotides. RefSeq names its product claudin-15-like. Gene Ontology annotation, molecular function: structural molecule activity. Bases 1 to 675 code for a protein of 224 amino acids. The record is from RefSeq and is a predicted model, not a curated record. NCBI's taxonomy places the organism in Eukaryota, Metazoa, Chordata, Aves, Anseriformes, Anatidae. Gene Ontology annotation, biological process: bicellular tight junction assembly; cell adhesion. The transcript is spliced from 5 exons. Gene Ontology annotation, cellular component: plasma membrane; bicellular tight junction.
AUGGCAUCAUCGUUACAAAUGUGUGCAUUGCUGCUGGCUUUAACAGGAUUCACCAUUUUACUUGUCACUACCAUGUCCAACAGAUGGAAAAUUUCUGACACUACAGCAGUGCUAGUUCCUGCAGAAAGAAUUUCUGAAGGUCUUUGGAUGGACUGCACAGUUACUGAUUUUGGAUCAACACAGUGCAAGAAGUUUCUCUACAUGUUGAGUUCAGAUAUCCACAUUCAGGCAUGCCGUGCCUUGAUGAUUGUUUCCAUCCUUUUGGGAUUUAUAGCUGCAGUGCUCUCACUUCUUGGUUUAAAAUGCACAAACAUUGGGCUAAGUGAUGAAGAUGGAAAAAUGAAGUUUGCUGUCACAGGAGGAUUUCUCUUUAUUUUAGGAGGUCUCUCUUCGAUGGUGGCUGUUUCUUGGUAUGCUGCGAUGAUUACUGCUCAGUUUUUUGACCCACUGUACGCUGGAACCAAAUACGAACUAGGAGAUGCUCUGUACUUAGGCUGGGCUGGAUCUAUUCUUUAUAUACUUGGUGGUAUCUUCCUAACCUGCUCAUGCAAAGGGAAGAAAAAACUGGAAUACAGUGCCAACAAAUACAGAUAUUCAGCAGGCCAGCCAGCCCUUCAGCAGCAAAUUUACACCAAAAACUCUGAGACAGUCACAAGUGCCAAGGAGUAUGUCUAAACUGAUAUUUUUACAUCACUUGUAAUGUUAGUAGGUUAUGAAUUUAAAUUAGCAAAGUGAACUACUUCCAGUGUUUCGGUUCCAAGUUGCUAUCUUUCAUCUUAAUUUGGAGAUGAUUUACAUCUGAGCACCUCCUCCUGGAAAUGGUUUUAAAGUAGAAAUAGGUUUCCACAGAGAAUGAAAUCCUGCAGCAUGAAGAUUGUCUCUGUGCUGAGAAGCCUGGUCAAAUUGAAUCACAGAGUGUGGUACAUCCUGAUAAUCAAGACCAACUUUUUCUAUUUCAGAAAACUAAAAAAUGUGGAACUCAUAUGCUGUAGCUGCCUGCAAGUUAAUAUAGCUCACUGUUAGAAAUGUAUUGUGUUUUCAUUAAUGUUUAGCAGCUUUGGCUUUUGACAGUAAAGCUUUAUUCCACUGACUGACUGAAACAGAUUUUUUGAUGAGAAGCAUCCUGGCUAUUAAUGAAGAUGCAGUCUACGUACCAGGGCUUGAAGUCUCAUGGUAUACUGAAAUACAUAUUAUGUAUAUAGUCAAAAUUUAUGAAACCUUUGAAAAUCCUUUAGAAAUCUCCAUUCGCCUCUGUAUCUGCAGAUGUGCAACUAAUUCCUUGUUGGUUGAAAUGCAGCUAGGAAAGAUAAAUGACGCAAGAAUGAACCAAACACAGCUGGGAGUGGAGAAAGCAUUUGGUCAGACUAUGCCUUGUCGUAACUAGAAGACAGCCCUGAUUUUUUAUUUUUAUUUCUAUGUUUUCAGGUUUUAAAAUAAUUCUAUUUUAACUUCCAGCAAUCUCUUACUUUGCAAACUUCUCUUGCAUCUGAAUUGCCUCAUUCAUCAGUUGCUUUAUUCUCUGUCGUGAUUCCUGCUUUAGAAUUUCUGCCUUAAACUGCGCCACUAUUGGGAGCAUAUGUUUGGCUUAUGUAAGCACUUAAGACAUGAAGAUGAACUAACUUUCCUUAUGUUUUGAGCAAUGUGGAAUGGAGUUUUACUCUGUAGGUUCUUGGUGUUCAUAACUUCCCUCUUACAUUAUAAAUGUUUUAAUACAGUUCAACAAAAUACUUUGGUAUUUCUUUCUGCUUUUAACAUCUUUUGGCAAAACAUAGCAGUAGUCUUUAGAAGCUUCACGCAUCUUCCUGAGCCUUCCUUCUUUGUCUAUCCAAAUAGAUAAUUUCACAGUGCAACCUGCAAGUACUCUUAGAAAAAAUAGUUUAGCCACGUUGCUUGCAUACAAGUACAGCUAGCUGAACAGCUGACUUGUAAACUGACCAUUAAAGCAUGAAUUUGGGCACUUGUAGAUCCUUUUAAACUUAGUAAAUAAAGCUAAAAGGAGUGAUAAUUACUGUUGUGUUGCUGGUGUCAUCUUCUUCCCUCCACUAUGAACUGUUCUUCUUAAAAUCAUUCCUUUGGUGUAUUGGUGAAUAAUUUCAAAAGCAGAAAAGCCACUUAACUUGCAAGGCAGGAGGUGAACGCCUUACCAUCACCUGAAUAUUCUGUCCUCUGGACUUCUAUGUAAUUUUGUGAUGGUACUUUAGUCUAGUUGAAAUUAAGGGAAAUUUAGAUCUCAAGCGGAGCAGUUCCUUUGUCAGCUUCCCACCAGAGACUUCAGCUCAUGAAGAUGAAUUAUGAUCCUGUAGGUGAGAGGGCAAUCCAGAGCUUCCUCAGUCUUGCAUUGGAUCUUCCAGUGACAUCACUGGGAAGUUUAAUGAAAACCAAAAGAUGAGUAAAAAUCUCCAUGUAAUAACUCAUUCGUUCAUUCAAUACAUGAUCUUCAUAUUCAGUGUUACUCAGGGGAAAAUAAACGUUGCAGAUACCAUGUCUUUCAUCUGUUUGUUUACAUCCCUUUCAACAAUUUUGUGUUUUUGCUGUUUUCCCCUGUUUAUCUGCCCCUUUUUCUUCAACAGUAAUGCUCUGAAUGAAUUUAAUGGACCGUCCACUCAGUCUGGGGAGUA